Laccaria bicolor S238N-H82 is the source of this 3654-nucleotide messenger RNA. RefSeq lists its product as uncharacterized. The record is from RefSeq and is a predicted model, not a curated record. Gene Ontology annotation, molecular function: protein kinase activity; ATP binding. Gene Ontology annotation, biological process: protein phosphorylation. The transcript has 14 exons. The coding region runs from base 1 to 3654 and encodes 1217 amino acids. NCBI's taxonomy places the organism in Eukaryota, Fungi, Basidiomycota, Agaricomycetes, Agaricales, Hydnangiaceae.
AUGGCAGUAUCCAAUCCACCAAAAGCACCCACAGACCAGCUGCGCCUCGAGUGCUUUAAAAUGCUCUCAAGGCUCCAGCUCAUCUUGGAAUUCCGGCCAUGGCUCGAAUACACGCGAGAUCAUAUACCCAGAAGAGUUGACUCGCCCUUCCUGCUCCUCUGGGACUGCUUUUCGUUUGGUGCGCCGUUGAGCACGCUCCUGGAGCUUCUAGGUUCGCCAACACCUCGACAUAUGGUCGUCUCGGCUGAGUAUUUCGAUUUCAAUCUUUCGAUGGACGACCGCAAGGAAUUUUUCGUUAACUUUAUCGAUCGCGUUCAUGUGCUUGAAGAGCAAGGGAGAUUGUCAUAUGGAGAAGUGGUGCGUGUGGAUGAUUUUACUAGUGGUGGUUUCGCGAAGGUAAUACAUGCCGCCAACCGUAUCAUAGUCGCACUCCAAGCGUCGUUCCCGGGUCUCUUCGUGGUUCCUCGCGGUUCUCCUGCCAGAAGGCUUAGUUUAGUCAAUCAAUUGAUGGAAGCUGAGCGGUCUCAUGUUUCAAGACUUGCGCUAGUAGCGGAUGCUGCUUCACUGCUAUACGAACAAAUGGAUGCGAUGGACGCGUCACUGGAAGUCUUUAUUGUUAACUGUUCCAGGUUGAUGCCGUACCAUGACCACGUACUACAGUCUUUGACUGGAGCGAAAGAUGCAGGGCAGGAGCAAUGGGAGGAAGUUUUUGCCUUCACUGCCAUUUUGGAUGUAACGUCCCCAGACAACCCUUCCUCCUACGACUCCCUUUGCGCUAUGGCGUUUGAGAUGCAUGACAUCUCGGAUUCUAUCGAAGAAGUUGGGCGCGAGUUGCGCACUAUGGCAUCCAUCCCAGCCCUAAACUCUCGUAUAGGAUCAGCAAAACUAUUUCCAAACGCGGAGGCGCUCGGUGCUGUGAUUCUGGACGAUCAUUUAAUGGGUGAUCCCGCAACAGGGCUACACUUCUCCGUCUUCCUAUACGAGACUAUGAUGUUUUGCUGCGUUGAGAAAGGGCUUUCUGGUAACGGUGGGACCCAUACGUUGUACCCUAUCAAGCCUUGGGAGUUGGGUCCCGCUCUAUCUCACAACACGCAGCUUGCUGUAUCGUUUGUGAUACGAACUGCAAGCCUCAAGACGUUACAUUGCAUUGACACAGCCUUCUUUGAAAUUACGUGGUCGCACUCGCCAACGGAAGAUCGCUCGGUUAUAUUCUACCCGAUGAUGCCCCUUCAGUACACGCAGUGGACUUCACAACUUGAGAUGUUUGUAAGCCGCGUGUAUCAUUCAACGUCCAUCCCCGUGGAUACUAGGGCAGGAGCCGAAGGCGAUAACUUUAGCGUCCUCUCCUCCGCUAUGUCUCUCAUAGUCACUGGCGAUGAGACCAUACUGGGCCGACGCAGAUCGACCGCCAGGCCCUGGAGCAUGAUUGGCAGGAAGGGCCCUCGAUCUGAUAGCUCAUCUGUAAUACAGAAGGGCGAUCAAAUUUCCAUCCUUAGCCCGACCCUCCUUCCAACGCUUUUUACAAACAGUUCUGCGACUUCAAAGAGUCCCACCCGGUCUGGCUUUAGCGUGGACAUCCCUCCUUUGACGCCUUUGUUGGCUACUUUUUUCUCCGAGACAGAUGAAACUGUGCCCAACCUGACUGGAAAGAUUGUCAGGGAGGGCCAAUACCCCAUCGCACAUGGAGGGUACUCGGAUAUCUGGAAGGGCGUGUUACAGCAAGACGACUCACGGGAGCUCAAGGUCGCUGUCAAAGUUCUCCGAAACACAACGAGUGACCCGGUAUUGAAAGCGAAACUCGUAGAACGCCUCAAUCGUGAGCUCAAUAUCUGGAAGAGACUCUCUCAUCCACGCAUCCUUGAGCUAUGCGGCACCGUUUCCAAUUUCGGUCCGUACACCUCGAUGGUCUGUCCGUGGAUGGAAAACGGAAGUGUCAGCCAAUACAUGGAGAAAGCUGGGGACCUGUUGUGUAUCGCAGAACGACUAAGAUUGAUUGACGAGGUGGCCGAUGGGUUGUCAUACCUCUGUCUUUGUGAUUUCGGCCUCUCCAGCAUUGUCCAAGAACUUCAAGGGCCUCAGUCGUAUGCCGCCUCCAACCUUGGAGGAUCCGUUCGUUGGGCUGAUGCCCAUUUUUUCUCAAGUGGGGUCUACGAAGACGAUCAACUUCCCCAAAUGACAACUGCAAGUGAUAUCUACUCCUUUGGGAGCGUCAUGCUCGAGAUUCUUUCGGGUCGUAUGCCCUAUCAUUACCUGCGGACUGACGCUCAAGUCGUUAUGGAGCUUCACCAAGGCGUCAAGCCACGUCGACCGGCACCAUCGUUUGUGGAUGAUGAUCAAUGGUCACUCAUCCAACGAUGUUGGACAGAUCCACCCUCAAGUAGACCUGACAUUGGGGAUGUUCGGGAGAGUGUUCAGGACCUGAUGCAAGGAUUUCUUGCCAGCAACCACCACCUCGCACGAACUGGACGGACGCGCGACGAUUUCGCGAAUGCAACGGAGACUAACGUUGACACCGCGGUCAUGAAAGUUAUUCUCAGAUGUAGCACCAUGCCAUUAUCCGUCUCCGUGGUUGCCUCCUUCACUCGUCUCAAGAAUUCUCGAGGGGUCUUUAGGGCGUUACAUUGGGGCCAAGUUCGAAGAUCUCGAGCUGCUUUAAAGCACAAUGAUCCUUUACGACUUGCAGACUUGGAUCGGAGAUUCUUGGAACCCCUGCCGACUGCGUCAUCCCCGAGCAUGUGCACGGAACUUCACCACGAAAUAUCCACACUUGACCCAAAGAGUCUGAAGCAAGCUGACUACAUCGACGUCUCGAACUAUGACCGGAUCUCUAUCCACCCGUCAUCAGCACCAUAUCCAGCCCUUCCACCUGGCACAUUCCGUUCAAUGCCGUCCUCCUGCAGAAUCGAGUACGAGCCUACGGUGGUCGCGACCCCAACUGGGAUCUUCUUUUCUUCCUCUACAUUUCCGCCGGGCACCUCCGGCUUCCUAUACUUCUAUACGCCCUCAAAUGGAGUCGUCAUAGGCAGUGAACUACGUUUCAGGAUCACUUCCAGCGACGAUCCCCAUGCCUUCAAAGACGGACAAGACCUAAUAGCACUGGAUGGAACAACGUGGAGAAUACCACUCCUCACGUUGUGCCGACGGCGUUUGCUCUAUGGGUUAUACCAACGAGCGCAGCUGGAUGGGUUUAUCCCUAAAAUACUGGUCCCCCGACUUCGCGACCUCGCAGAACGGUGUCCUGUCAACCGCAGGAGCAUAGUGCUGCACUCGCUCAGGCAGCCUUUUCAUCUAUCCUUUGACACGACUGUGCUCAGGUUCUGGGUCGCGACUGAUAACGGCUGUAUCAAGGUGUCCAUUACAAAUCCUUUCCAUAUCGGAGCUCAACUGCCCCGUCCACCAUACACCGGCAGCGGCAUCGUCCAGCUCGAGCCCUCCUCUCUCAGGCGACACCAGCACUUCCGGAAACUCGUGUUACGAAUCCUAAAAAUCACAAAGGACGAAACAUACAAGGGUUUCGACAAACCAAAGGAAGGGGAGCUGAUGAGGAGACAUCACCGCCUUGGCCAACACAAGAUUUGGAGCUUUGACGUUGAUUCACCACCCGAGUCGGUGCGACACCCCGAGGCGCUCAAGUUCCUUUAUCAAUCGUCUUAA